This is a messenger RNA of Raphanus sativus (radish), 2886 nucleotides long. RefSeq names its product receptor-like protein 32. The transcript has 3 exons. Bases 54 to 2633 code for a protein of 859 amino acids. Lineage: Eukaryota; Viridiplantae; Streptophyta; Magnoliopsida; Brassicales; Brassicaceae. Gene Ontology annotation, molecular function: protein binding. The record is from RefSeq and is a predicted model, not a curated record.
GCUUUUUCAUUGUUAACAUUCAGGAAAAUCAAACUAUCUUACAGAAAAAAAAAAUGAAAGGCUUUUGGAAUUCAAGGAGUAUCAUUCCUAUUACUCUCUCUUUUCUUUUCUUAUUCACGGCUGAGUUUGCAGCUCCUGCUCGACAUUUGUGUCAUCCUGUACAAAGAGAUGCACUUCUCAAGUUCAAGAACGAGUUUAAAGUAAAGAAACCUUGUUUCGACGGCAUUCUUCCCAAGACGGAGUCAUGGGCAGUUAAUACUGACUGUUGCUCUUGGGAUGGUAUCACAUGUGAUACCAAGUCUUGGGAAGUGAUCGAGCUAGACCUUAGUCGCAGCUGCCUCCAAGGUCGGCUUCGUUUCAAUAGCAGUCUUUAUAAGGUUAAAAACCUAACCAAUCUCGAUCUUUCAUAUAACUAUUUCAGUGGUCGCAUCUCAUCUUCUAUUGGAAAUUUUUCUCAUCUUACCUCUCUCGACCUUUCUAAAAAUUAUUUUAGUGGUUCGAUCCCUUCUUCAGUUAGAAAUCUUUCACAUCUUACGUAUCUUGACCUCUCUGGUAAUGAUUUCAUCGGUGAGCUGCCAUCUUUUGGCAGUAUGAACCAGUUGAACUUCUUAAGUGUUGAGUCCAAUAAAUUUAGUGGCAACUUCCCACAUUCCCUUCACAAUCAUGGAACGUUAUCGGAAUUAGAUCUCUCCCACAAUCAAUUUUCUGGCACACUUCCUUCUAACAUGAGUUCACUCCACAACCUGGAGUACUUUCAGGCAUGGGACAACUCUUUUAAUGGAACUCUUCCUUCUUCUCUCUUCACUAUUCCUUCUUUGACUUAUGUUGAUUUAAGAGAUAACCAACUCAAAGGUACUCUUGAAUUUGGCAAUAUAUCUUCACCAUCUCAACUAACAGUGUUAGACCUUGGCAAUAACUACUUCACAGGACCAAUCCCAAAAUCCAUUUCCAAAUUAGUAAAUCUUCAAGACCUUGACCUUUCUGGUUUAAACACCCAAGGCCCGGUUGACUUUAGUAUCUUCUCGAAUCUCAAGUUGCUCCAACUUCUUAACCUGUCCCAUUUAAACACCACCACUACCAUUGACUUGAAUGCAAUCUUACGCUCGAGCCAGUCAAUCUUUUUACUGGAUCUCUCUGGGAACCAUGUUUCAACCACUAACAAAAGUUCAGGUGCAAAUCAUCAUUUGCAAAUGGUAAGUGACUUGUACUUGUCAGGAUGCGGUAUCACCGAGUUUCCUGAGCUCUUAAGAACCCAACACAAAUUGACAAAUCUAGACAUCUCCAACAACAAAAUCAAAGGUCAUGUUCCUGGCUGGCUAUGGAGACUACCAACUUUGAAGUUUGUGGAUCUUUCUUACAACAUGUUCAUUGGUUUUGGACUAUCCUCUUUGUCGAAACCAUCUAUGCAGUACUUGGUUGGCUCCAAUAACAAUUUCACUGGAGAGAUUCCCUCUUUCAUAUGUGAUAUGCGCUCUCUAAUCACACUUGAUUUAUCAAGCAAUAACCUCAAUGGUUACAUCCCUCAUUGUAUGGGAAACCUCAAGAGCACUCUUUCAUUCUUAAACCUUCGUCAGAAUCGUCUUACUGGAGAUCUUCCAAAUAACACAUUUGCAAGUCUAAGGUCGCUUGAUGUCGGGCAUAACCAACUCGCUGGUAAGCUUCCAAGAUCUUUGACCCGUUUCUCAACUCUUGAAGUUUUGAACGUGAAAAGCAACAGAAUCAACGACACCUUUCCGGUCUGGUUGAGUUCCCUAAAACAUCUUCAAGUUCUUGUCUUACGCUCCAAUGAAUUUCACGGACAGAUACAUCAAGCCUCGUUUUCUACGUUGCGAAUCAUCGACAUUUCCGAUAAUCACUUCAAUGGAACAUUGCCUUCAAAUUACUUUGUGAACUGGAGUGCCAUGUCAUCACUUAAAACUAACAAAGAUCGGUCUAAAGAAAAGUACAUGGGAGAUAUUUUCGGCUAUUAUCAUGAUUCAAUGGUUUUGACGAAUAAAGGUAUAGAGAUGGAGCUGGUGCGUAUUCUCAAAAUCUACACCGCACUCGACUUCUCCGGAAACAAGCUCGAAGGAAAGAUUCCACGGUCCAUCGGUACAUUAAAAGAGCUUCAUGUGCUCAACUUAUCACACAACGCUUUCACCCAUCGCAUCCCAUCAUCCAUGGGAAACUUGACGGCUCUCGAGUCGCUGGACGUUUCCCAAAACAAACUUUCCCGAGACAUCCCACAAGAGUUAGGGAACCUCUCGUAUCUUGCCUACAUGAACUUCUCUCACAAUCGGCUUACGGGUCUGGUACCAGGAGGCACGCAGUUUCGAAGACAACAAUGCUCUUCUUUCGAGGAGAACUCUGGACUUUUCGGCCCGGCAAUCGAUGAAGUUUGCAGAGAUAUCCACACGCCGCCUGCAAAACAGCAGCCUGAAACGCCGAAACCGGAGGAAGAAAACGAAGAGGUGUUGAGUUGGGUGGCAGCUGCGAUAGGAUUCGGACCUGGUUUUGUCUUUGGAUCGACGAUUGGGUGCAUAUUGUUCUCUUGCAAACAAGAGUGGUUCAUGAAAGCUUUUGGUCGAAACAAACGCAGAAGCUCCGCAAUGCUUAAGAGCCGUCAAGCUGCUAAAUCUCGAAGAGGACAAUGAAGCAACCAAACCAAGUGGACUGCAGAGAAAGAAACUUGCGGAGAAAGCAACCUAGCUCCCAAUAUUUUGGUUUUGUAUGUGGGUCGGUUUAUCAUGGUCUUAGUUUCCGUUAUUGUUUCCGGUUUAGCUUCGUGUGUUUCUUUUUAUGUUUGUCUCUCUGUAUUUGCACAAACCUGGUGAUUUAGAACUACACCCACAUGUGUGUGUGUUUACUUCAUCUGUUGACAGAUAAACAAUUAAACAUCUUUAAAUU